UUAGGGGUAGUGAAUAGAAAAUCAUUGGAGCUGCCCGCCCUUCACGCAUUGAAAGGGUCCGCCUUGAAUUGUGUCAGAUCAGAGUAGUGUUUUCAGUUGGCACAUUGGAAUCGAGCGUUUCGGAGCACUACCAGACAGCCAGCCAGCCAGACCCUGCUAUUUCCACAGUUUUAUCAAAAGUCAACGGUUUGAGAUUUGCUACGCGCAAUUGUCUGUCCAGUUUUAAGGAGUGUCUGUGCAAGCUGGUGAGACAAUACGAGCACCAAUACCACCCUUGGAUGCGGUUGUAUUCGGACAAGCGCGCAAAAGACAAUCGCUGGAGGGAGGUAUCACAAUUUGGACACCGAUACAAAGAAACAUGGAGAAAGAUUCGGGACCGGUAUGUUCACAAUCUGAAAAGGGUGAAAGAGAUGAGGAGUAGGGCUGCCGCCAGUGUGAGAGUCCUGCCGAUUGUCCAACAACUGGACUGGCUUCGUGUUUACGUGACACAUCGUCAGACACCCAUAUGCCAGAUACGGUAUGUACUCUUGUCAUGCAUCUGAGUACUUUUGUACUGUGUGUUUGUGAUCUUAUGUUUAGAAGACCUAGUUGGAACAUGACGGCUCUUUUCUGGGUGGGAGAAAUUGUGAGUGGGAAAUAUUUAGCACCUGUGUAGUUAUCAUAAUGAUUAGCAGGGCUAGUUCAAACAUCUGAAAACAGACAAUGGGGUGUGUGCAUAUGCUAAUUAGUUUGAGAUGUUUAUGAAAUCAGUUCCUUUUGAUUAAGCAUUUGAACUCUAAGGAGCCCAUGGAGAUAUUUAAAGGUUAUUGCGACGUAUUCUAAUAUAUUCGCCAUCUGCUUGGAGUGGUGUGGUGUUUUUUGCAGCUCAUCUAAAGGUGGGUCAUCGCCCCUUGGUUCAUCUCCUCGGCCUGGUUCAUCUCCAUCAACCUCUGCCCCAGACCCAGCUCCAGUGGCCGGAAGAGGAAGACAGCUGACGAUCCUUUGGACACUGACGUUAUGCAGCGGGUGGAUGAGUUAAAGAAACUGCAGCAGGGGUGUGAUUGACAGCUGUCAGACCUAAGUUAAGAUGGACGAGCUCCAGGACGUGCAGCUGACUGAGAUCAAGCCCCUGCUCACAAAUAGGAAUGGGCGGAACUUCCAGGACUUUGACUGUCAGGAGCAUGACAUCGAGACCCCCCAUGGUGUCCUGCAUGUGACGAUGAGUGGCACCCCCAAGGGCAACAGACCUGUCAUCCUCACCUACCAUGACAUUGGACUCAACCAUAAGUCCUGUUUCAACACGCUGUUCAAUUUUGAGGACAUGCAGGAGAUCACAUCACACUUUGCUGUUGUCCACGUGGAUGCCCCAGGACAGCAGGAGGGUGCUCCCCCAUUCCCUACAGGCUACCAGUACCCUACCAUGGAUGAGCUCUCUGAGAUGCUGCCCUCUGUCAUGACUCAACUGAAGGUGAACAGUGUGAUUGGGAUUGGAGUAGGAGCUGGAGCCUACAUCCUGUCCAGACUGGCUCUUAAUGAGCCUGCCCUGGUCGAAGGUCUGGUCCUCAUCAAUGUGGACCCCUGUGCAAAGGGCUGGAUGGACUGGGCCGCCUCAAAGAUGUCCGGCUGGACCAGUAACCUGGUUGACAUAGUGAUGGCCCACCACUUCAGUGACGAUGAGCUGUCUGACAACCAGGAGAUCACCCAGACAUAUAGGCUGCACAUUGCCCAGGAUAUUAACCAGGACAACCUGGCCCUCUUCUGCAACUCCUACAACAGCCGUCGGGACUUGGAGAUCGAGAGGCCCAUUACUGGUCUGACUGAGGACACAGUGAACACACUGAAAUGCACUUCUCUGCUGGUGGUUGGUGACACGUCCCCGGCUGUCGAUGCUGUGGUUGAAUGCAACUCCAGGUUAAAUCCAACCAAAACAACCCUUCUUAAGAUGCAAGACUGUGGUGGGCUUCCUCAGGUCAUCCAGCCGGGUAAACUCGCGGAGGCCUUCAAAUAUUUUGUCCAGGGAAUGGGUUACAUGACUUUUAACAACGGGUUCCCUCAUGUACUGCUUAGCCACCUGGGCAGCGAAUCAGUGCCCACAGCCAGUAUGACCCGGCUGGUGCGUUCUCGUACCCACUCUGCCUCCAGCAUGGGCUCUGCGGAGGGCACCCGCAGCCGCACCCACACACAGCUAGAGGGCGCCACUGCCGCCGGCCCGGCUGUUGAACAGGCCAGGCCACAGACCAUGGAGGUGUCCUGCUAAAGCACCCUGCCCAGAAAACAUCCUCCUCCCUACCUCCCUUUCUCCCUCCUUCCCUUUCCCAAGCUCAGUCAGAGAGGAUUGGAAUCCCGAGGGGACGUCUGAAACGUGUUCGGAAAGAUAAUUUAUUAAGCAGUCAGGUCCUCUGCUGUGUUCUCUCUCACUCUCACCGUUUCCUGUUGUCUAUCUAACAUGCCUUUAUGUGCAUGACUGCUGUGGCACGUCACCCUGGAAGUCAGUAUGCAGGCAGGUGAUGCUGCUUUUCUGGUUAUCUAUUUUACGUUUUGCUGUCUACCGCCUCUCCCCGUUAAAGGUGGGAGAGUUUUUUUUUUUAAUGCUUAAGAUAUAUAUGAGCUAUAUUUGUAUUUAUAACUACUAUUUGGGUCAGUGUGUCAGUUUAAAGAGGAGUGUUGGAAAAGCGUCAGGCGUUUUCUCUUGCAAAGUACUCUUUAAGGAGUUAGGUUGCCCCUCUCUCCUUCUCCUUCAGAGGUCUUCCUCACCUUGUGUGCAGAUCAGACCAAAUUACAACACCCCCCCCUCGAUCCCCCUCUACUGCCUCCUUAAUGGUCCAUUCCUAAAUCAGUCUCAUGCAGACUUGCUUGCACACCUUUCCUACUACACACAAAAUCUCUUUAUUUCUGUGUUUUUUUUUAUUGUUAUUAUGUUGUGAUUUGUGAAAUACCUUUGCUUUCCUGGAUUGCAAAAUUAUGUGAUAAACAUUUUCUUGUUCUGUACCUUUAUACCAAGAAUAUCUGACAGCAUGACCCUCUAGUAGAUGAAACGUAAUGAACAUGUCUGUAAAAUUGCUUUUGUCUAGAUCUAGAAAUAGUUACCUUGUGGUGUUAUUGUUUAUUUUCUCUUUCGAGCAAGUUAUUUGAAAUGGCAGACCCUAGGCUUUUGAUACCCCCUUUGUUACUGACAGGCAGAGAAAAGAACCACAAUUUCCUGUAGUUUUAUUUAAAGUUCAAAGCAAGCACUUGAUAAUGCUCUUAAGUCAAACCGAGUACCUAAACUAGCCCACAGCUCAGUGAGUUAGGUGUAUAACUGUGUGCCAGUUGAGGUACAGAUAACAUGACUGCCUCUUUCAUUCUUGUAUAAAACUUUCUAACUGGAAGCAAGUAAUGUUUUCCCUUCUAAUUAAAUAAAGACUGGGUGAAAACAGCAAUGGGUCAGAUGCCUGAGCGACUGUGGAUAGUGUAAUAAACUGUUAUUUUAUUAUUCAUAUUAUUGGUCAUUUUCUCUUUGGUUUUUCUGCGUUUCUCUCUGAUUGUACUACACCUUGGGUGAGCUUGUGGUGAUAAUGCAUUGUGCUCUGGCCCCAUAGUAUGGGUGUGUGGUGUAAGUCAUACUGUCUGCUGACUAUAUACAUUUGUACUGAUAAUAAAAUAAAGCUAGAAGUUGUACAUUA
Messenger RNA from Coregonus clupeaformis (lake whitefish), 3641 nucleotides. Its product is annotated as protein NDRG3. Bases 1067 to 2236 code for a protein of 389 amino acids. Gene Ontology annotation, biological process: signal transduction. The transcript has 19 exons. Lineage: Eukaryota; Metazoa; Chordata; Actinopteri; Salmoniformes; Salmonidae. The record is from RefSeq and is a predicted model, not a curated record. Gene Ontology annotation, cellular component: cytoplasm.